ACAAAUCCCACGCUAUGGAGUCACUGACUCAAAAAGUUGCUCUCAAAUUCACUAAGGCCAAUUUUGUCCCAGAAAAAGUUACUAACAGAUAUUUUCACAGGGGCAAUUUGGUCAAACUAAAGUCACCUACCACCACCACUAUCACCACCAUAACCACCACUCCCACUAGAAAUACUCCUGUUUUUCCCCCUAUCUUUGUGUCCGAAAGAGCUGCCGUACCCAGAGCCGGUGAAGAACCCGAGUUGAAAACGACCCGGAUCCGAGAUCCAGUGAGCUCAGCAGAUAUGGCGUCUAAAGAUCCGAUUCUCAAAGACGAUCGUCUCGCUCGGAUUUCUUCUUCUAUUCGGGUCAUCCCCGACUUCCCUAAACCCGGGAUUAUGUUUCAGGAUAUAACAACAUUGCUACUUGAUACUAAGGCGUUUAAGGACACUAUUGAUUUGUUUGUUGAGAGAUACAAGGACAAAAACAUCAGUGUCGUUGCAGGUAUUGAAGCAAGAGGUUUUAUAUUUGGUCCUCCCAUUGCAUUGGCUAUUGGGGCAAAAUUUGUCCCCAUGAGGAAACCCAAGAAGUUGCCGGGGGAGGUUAUUUCAGAAGAGUAUUCUUUGGAGUAUGGAACAGACAAGAUUGAGAUGCAUGUAGGUGCUGUGCAAGCCGGUGAACGUGCACUUGUGGUAGAUGAUCUUAUCGCAACUGGAGGGACCCUAGCUGCUGCAAUUAGGCUUCUAGAGCGUGUUGGAGUUGAGGUGGUCGAGUGUGCAUGUCUUAUUGAGUUGCCAGAAUUGAAGGGCCGGGACAGGUUAGGUGAUAAGCCACUAUUUGUUCUUGUGAGCUCAACCUGAUCCUCAAUUAGGAAAUGGAUCUAGACAGAGAACUUCAUUGAGGUGGAACUGUAUUGGAGUGACAUUCUGAAUUUGGAGAGGAGAAAUCUCAUUUUUAUAACAACCAUUGCCAAUUAUGGCCUUAAAUGUGUGGAUUGAAAUAAGCCCUUGUUAGGUGCUUUCAGUUGACUUAGCUAUUGUGAGAGAUAUGCUCUGAAUGAAUUAAGUCCAACUUUUAUUGUUGUGGUA
Molecule: messenger RNA, 1067 nt
Organism: Nicotiana attenuata
Lineage: Eukaryota; Viridiplantae; Streptophyta; Magnoliopsida; Solanales; Solanaceae
Product: adenine phosphoribosyltransferase 1-like
Exons: 6
Coding region: 15-839 (274 amino acids)
Biological process (GO): adenine salvage
Cellular component (GO): cytosol; cytoplasm
Molecular function (GO): adenine phosphoribosyltransferase activity
Source: RefSeq, a predicted model, not a curated record